Messenger RNA from Brassica rapa (field mustard), 5331 nucleotides. Its product is annotated as protein kinase PINOID 2. The record is from RefSeq and is a predicted model, not a curated record. Lineage: Eukaryota; Viridiplantae; Streptophyta; Magnoliopsida; Brassicales; Brassicaceae. Gene Ontology annotation, biological process: protein phosphorylation. Gene Ontology annotation, molecular function: protein serine/threonine kinase activity; ATP binding.
AAAAAUUGUGAAGUAAAGUUUACAUAUCUAUUGAAUGUCGCUGAAAUUUCAAUCAUAGUAAGAAAACAAGUAAACAACAAUCAACUAUGAAACCGUCAAGCUACUACUAAUCAUCCAUGUCGUGUUAUCAUGGUAGAACUCAAAGAAAGAGACCCGAGUUAUGAUGGAGACUUUAUAAGCAAUUUUUGAGAGAAUAAUAGUAACCAAAGGGUAAGAAGAUGAUGGGCGAAUUUGUUUUCUCAUGCGCCUUCCGCAGGGCAGUCCUGAACUUAAUAAUCCACGGUAGUACCGGUCCUGGUUUAUAACGGGCUGGUAGCAACAAAAAAAACAUUUUGGGCCUUGUGAGUAAGUUUAAUAAAAAAAGCUAAGGUGUCAUAACAAAUGUACAAGCUCACAUAUAAAACUGCAUCAGCUUUAUAUGUGACCAGAAGAGCAUUGGUCAUAAAAUUUGCGAGCAGUGAUUGUUCCUCACCAAUCAAACAUCUGCAAUUUUUGUUCUUUUGACUUGAGGAUAUAUCUCAGAAAGUUCUGAAAUAUGGCACCUGUGAAAUUUGCCUUGAAAUGUAGGUUUUGAUCAUCUUGUUGUCUUCUCUUAUAGUCUUCAGCACAUAGAGUUGGCUCUCAAGUAACUGUUGUGAGAUUUAAUGGUUUAAAUGUCUACUACUACAGUUUUUUUCUCCCAUAUUAUGUCCAAUGAAUUUUGAUAUGUUAAUUGUGCGUUGUAUCUCUUACAUCUAACAUGCUGUCCAUCUUAUCGAAACCCUGCUGCUACAUACAUCAAUGUAGCCAUACUUGAGGAAGGUCGACGAAAUGUACAUGUUUCCUUGUGGCAUCUUCACAAAGCUCUCAAGUGUAUUAAGAGGUUGCUUGGUCCUGACCAUAUCCAGGUUCUUUCCCGAUGCUCUAUAUAUUUUUAGCACAUCACUUUUGUAUGUAAUUUGUUUUGCUUAUACUAAUACUUUCUACUUUUUAUGUUUAUUUCCCCUUUUUCUCUCAAAAGCCAUUGGUCACCCUCUUUGAGAAGUCCAAGGGCGCGACGUGAUACUCGGCCGAAAGAUGGAAAGCACAUGAAAAGUGAUGAGCAUGUAGAGGUACUGUAUAUUAUGUGAUUAUGGAAAAUCAUGGAGUGGCACAGAUUCGAGAAAAGUGAGAAUAUAUGUAUGUUUGGUAGCUACAUUAUUGUCCUUAGAAUCAUGUUCUCAAAUUUAAACUCACAUAUCAGGUAUUAGACUGUUAUUGAGCUUUGACCAAAAGAAUAUGGGAUCAGGAUGUUACCAAUAGUAUCAUCGGUUCGUUUAUAGAAAUAUGAAUGAUUUUAAUGUUGUGAAAUAGACACUUUUAAAAGAAAAAAAACGGCAGCAAAGCACUAUAUAUUUAAGCUUUGAUGUUUAUUUGCGAAAUCAAUGUUUUACAAUUGUUAUUUUCAGAACUGGUUGCUGAUAUAUUAUGUACCUGUGAUUAUCCCUUUGUGGAAUGUAGAGUAGUAAACAGAUUGUACUGUCCCAGCGUGGCAUGCUAAAAUUGUCGUAUUUUAUACUGAUAGUGAGGUUGCUGGUGAAGUUUCUGGUCUCAAGAUGUGUUUAUUAUUAGUUGGAACUGCGACUGAAAAGCAAGUGAUAUGUUGCUUAUGCUAAUGAGCCGCAACAUGAGAAGAUUAUAAGGUAAUGUUGAAGGAAAUUUUUUGUAUACUUUUUUGCAUUAAGAGGGCAUGGUAUUUUGAAUUAGCAUUUCCAUUUUGGUGUGAUUUUUAGGUGCUAGGCUCUAAGCAUAUAUCUUACAGUUAUACGACAAAGAAGGAGCAGACGACUAGAGGUUAAAAUCCUAUCAUCAGUAUGGUGGCAUGUUACGCUCUGACAUUUGCUUAUACGGAAACAAAAAAAAUUAUUGGUAAAAUACCAAUCUAUUACACUGUAAUAGGCAAGGACAAUGUAAGCCACACUUUCAGAUAAAUAAAUAGGACCAAAUGGAAACAAGUUUGGUAUUAAUAACGGCGGCGAGUGAGUUCGAGUGUCUAACGUAUUCCGAAAACAAAAAAAAACAUGUUACACUAAAAAUCAGUAAGAACAUAUACCGUAUCUAAUUUUUGUGUAAGUUAUGGGCCAAAUCAAUCCAUACAUGGUAAAAGGUACAUAGUUUUCCCUUGAAGUUUAACAACAUAAUGCAAAGACGGCCAUUAGUGGCAAGAUCUACUUGCUUCAUCUGCAUUUUUCAUGUAUUUAUGAAUGAUUUUUAAAGCCGAUUAGUUUCAUGGUGUUUACGUGCUUCUUUCUUUAUUGUGCAAUUUAGCUACAACAAUCACAUCUCAGUCUGAAAUUUUAACUUGAAACUUUUAGCUUGCUAAGCCGUUACGGACAAUGGUUUUGGGAGCUCCAGUGGAGAAUGCUAGACAUCUUACUCAACGUUAUGACAGAAUGCGCCAAGAAGCUGAAGCUUACGUACUACGAAAUAUAACAUUUCUGGUUUACUAAUUUUCUUUUAAAUGAUUGUAUUAUUAUCAAUAUCGGUUAUAAAUGUAGUAUCUUUUUUUUGAAACACCAAAUGUAGUAUCUUAUAUACAGUGAAUAAUUUAUAUAUCCAAGGAAAAAAAAGAUACUAAAAGUUGUGUAGGAAUUAUAAAGAUACUAAAAGUUGUAAAAUGUUUAUGAAAUGAAAAAUAAUUGAAUCAUAACUAAGUUAGCUUCUUAUAAUUUAUUUUUAUACUACAGUACAUAUUCAUUAUAUAUACAUAAAAUAUAAUAGUGUAAACUAAAUUAUAAAUAUGUGAAAAAAACUCGGGAGUAAUCUACCAAAAAUACAUAUUAGAAAUACCAUCUUACGACUGAAAGAAGUUGAAGAGAUUAAGCAUUAAAAAUAAAAUAAAAUCUUUUCUUAUGUGUUUUCAUAUGUCCAUGAUCUAAUGUUUUUGAAAAUUUACUAGUCAAAAGUCAAAAAAAAAACAAUUAUAUGUAUUUAUUCAUAAUCCGUGCGUGGUGCUACCUAGUAUAAUUAAUUUUUGUAUUUCAAAUUUCAUACAAUCAAAAUUAUAAAUAAUUUAUUGACUUGUUUGUUGAUUCGAACAUGCCAAUAUAAUUCCAUAAUUUGUCAAUCUUUUUGUUUUUGUUUGUUAACCAAAUAAAUUUAUCUUUCGCACGUACAUGUAAAUGAUGAUUAAAAUAAAAAUAAGUUUGUGGUCACUGGUCACUCACGUAAUUGUAACUUUUAAAGUUAUUCAUUAUAAUUUGGCUAUCUACGGAUUAUCGAAUAUUCUAAUACCUAGAGGUAAAAGCUGGCAUAGGAUUUUAUUGUUCAAGCAUUUAACUUUACAGAAAACAAAGGAUAGUGGUGGUGUCAGCUUGGCGAAGCAUGCCUGACAUGUGCAUCUCAUCAAUACUCCUUUAUGUUCAUAUCCGCAUUAGAUCUAUAUCGGUUAUCUUCACGCAUGGUGUUAUCUUUACUACUUUCUUUUAUAAAAUUGAUUGGAAAGUAAAUAUAUAAACAAAAAUACAAAAAGUGAAUAAGGUGGAGAUUAUGAUAAAUAGUACAGACAAGACAGUUUUCAUUCCCAAAACGCUUCAAAUGGCAAACUCCACAAAGUCUUACAAAGACCAUGAGUCCGAUUAUGAAACCUCAACAGCCGGACCAGACUCCAGCCGCCGCACGAGCUGGCUAAGUAGUUCUUUCACGGCCAGUCCUAGUUGUAGUAGCUCCAUAUCUCAUCUAAGUAACCAUCAUGACCUCAACACCUACAACCACCAAUCUAAGCCUCACAAAGCCAACCAGAUCGCAUGGGAAGCUAUGGCUAGGCUACGCCGACGCUGCGGCCGUGCGGUAGGGUUAGAACAUUUCCGGCUGUUGAAGAGGUUAGGCAGUGGUGACAUUGGAAGUGUGUACCUCUGUCAAAUACGUGGAAGCCCGGAGGUUGCGUUUUACGCCAUGAAGGUUGUGGACAAGGAGGCAGUGGCGGUGAAGAAAAAGCUUGGAAGGGCGGAGAUGGAGAAGAAGAUUUUAGGGAUGCUUGAUCAUCCUUUUUGCCCAACUUUAUACGCAGCGUUUGAGGCUUCUCAUUACUCUUUUCUCGUCAUGGAGUACUGUCCCGGUGGUGAUCUCUACACCGCCCGCUUACGCCAGCAGUCAAAACGUUUUGGUAUUUCCUCCACUAGGUUUUACGCAGCAGAAACACUAGUUGCUUUAGAGUAUCUCCACAUGAUGGGAAUUGUGUAUAGAGACCUAAAACCGGAGAAUGUAUUAAUAAGAGGCGAUGGUCAUGUGAUGCUCUCUGAUUUCGACCUCUCUUUCAAAUGCAACGUCGUUCCACAGCUCCUCAACCACAAUGACUAUGACCGUCAAGUCCAUGACUAUGAUGAUGAUGAUGAUGACUUCAGCAUAUGCUCGACACCUUCUUGCACCACGACUCCAUUACACCCCGUAAUCUCCUGCUUCUCUCCCGCUUCUAGCAGAAGAAGAAGAAGAAAGAAUGUUAUUACCACCACAAUACACGAGACAGCAGCAUGUACUAGCGGAUCGGUCAAAAGCAACGACGUUUCUAGAACGUUCUCUCGACAACCUUCUUCUUGUUCUCGGGUUUCAAGUGGGCUUAGAGACCUCUCUGGUGGAUGUCCAUCAAUUUUCGCCGAACCAAUCAACGCUCGUUCUAAGUCGUUCGUGGGAACACAUGAGUACUUGGCCCCGGAGGUUAUCUCAGGGCAAGGGCAUGGAAGUGCAGUUGAUUGGUGGACUUUCGGUGUAUUCAUGUACGAGAUGAUAUUCGGGACGACUCCGUUUAAAGGCGAUAACAACGAGAAAACGCUAGUAAACAUUCUUAAAGCACCAUUAACAUUCCCAAAGGUUGUAGUGAAUAGCCAGAAAGAGUACGAUAAUAUGGUGAGUGCUCAAGAUCUUAUCACCAAAUUACUGGUGAAGAACCCUAAGAAGAGGUUAGGGAGUCUCAAAGGCUCUAUUGAGAUCAAAAGACAUGAGUUCUUCGAAGGUGUUAAUUGGGCACUAAUCAGGUCUAUAAAGCCACCUUGGGUCCCUAAAGAAGAGACUAAUCACAAGAUUAAGAGUGAUAAUCGUAGCGUUAAUUAUUUUUUGCCGCCGAGGUUUAUGAUGACUAGGAAGGAAAGGGAUGAGCCUUACCAUGUGUCUAAUCAUUUUGAUUAUUUUUAACUUUAGGAUAUAUCUUCUUUUUUUCUACUGAUACGGUAUUAUUUAGCACUCCUAGCUGUCGAGAUGUAUAUUCAUAUAAUUUGAAUUAUAUGCGAUUAUCAUGAGAUUAAAAGUGUAAGUAUCAUUAGGUGAAUUGUUAUUUCUACUUUGUACUAUCAUGUGAUUAUAAAUUGUUUUUUUGAAUUU